Impatiens glandulifera is the source of this 2701-nucleotide messenger RNA. Its product is annotated as bifunctional TH2 protein, mitochondrial. NCBI's taxonomy places the organism in Eukaryota, Viridiplantae, Streptophyta, Magnoliopsida, Ericales, Balsaminaceae. The record is from RefSeq and is a predicted model, not a curated record. Gene Ontology annotation, cellular component: cytosol. The coding region runs from base 372 to 2258 and encodes 628 amino acids. The transcript has 7 exons.
CACUCAAUUUCUGGUCCUAAUUCAUCAAAAAUUUCCCAAAAUCCUCCCUUUUUAAUCCUCCAUUACCAAAUCUCAAUCCAUCUCAUAAACCCUAAACCAAAUCACAUCAAAUCUAAUAAUAUUCAUACCCACAAAUUCCUCUCUUCUCGAUUUCAUCAUCUUGAAUCCAUUCUACUAGUUUGUUUCGUUUACUUAAUGUUUGACCGAUUGUUUUCCUCACUGUGUAAACUGCAAACAUCAGACUGAUUUUAGUUUAAAGAUGAAAGUUCGGAAUGGAACUUCACCUUUUCUUUGUGGGUAUGAUGCAAACUGAAUCAUUUUUCUCAUUCAUCUAUUUUUCUAUAUAUAUUGUUUAAACCCUUUUGUUCUUGAUGCGUCUAUCAUUUACUACGUAUCCAAUCAAGGUAAUCGGAUCUUGUUCUUCUUUUUACUCAUUCCGAUUUCUCCCCUCUUUCCGAUCUCGUUCUUUGAAACCCAAUUCUGUUUAUUACAAUCGGAAGUUUCCAUUACGAGCUAUAAUGGCGGCGGCAACUUUGAAGGUAUCAUCAAUUGGAGCCACGGUUGGGAGUAAUGAUGAAGGGAUUGCUAGACGACUAUGGAUCAAGUUCCACAAAGAUGUAAUUCGAGCGCUUUAUACUCCUUUUGUUGUAUGUUUGGCAUCAGGCAAUCUUAAGCUUGAGACUUUCCAUCAGUACAUUGCUCAAGAUGUUCAUUUUCUCAAAGCCUUUGCUCAAGCGUAUGAGCUUGCAGAGGAGUGUGCAGAUGAUGAUGAUGCCAAAAUAGCAAUAAGUGACUUAAGGAAGAGUGUUAAAGAAGAGCUUAAAAUGCACGACUCAUUUGUUCAAGAAUGGGGUACUGACAUGAUCAAGAAAAGUAAUCUAAAUCCUGCAACAGUGAAAUACACAGAUUUUUUGGUAGCUACAGCAUCUGGCAAAAUAGAUGGUGUGAAAGGACCUGUGAAACUUGCUACUCCUUUUGAAAGAACAAAGCUGGCAGGUUAUACUCUAGGUGCUAUGACACCUUGCAUGAGGCUUUAUGCCUUUAUAGGAAAAGAAAUGCAGACCCUUCCUGAUCACAAUGGAUGUGCUCAUCUCUACAGAAAGUGGAUUGACAAUUAUGCCUCUGAAAGUUUUCAGGCUGCAGCUCAACAAACUGAGGAUUUGCUAGACAAGUUAAGUGUCCCUUUGACAGGCGAAGAGCUUGACGUCAUCGAAAAGCUCUAUCAUCAAGCCAUGAAUCUGGAAAUAGACUUCUUCAAUGCACAACCUCUUGUUCAGCCUGUCAUUCUUCCUCUCUCAAAUAAGCAUAACCUUGCAGAGAAUCGCCUCUUGAUAUUUUCCGAUUUUGACCUGACUUGCACGAUUGUUGAUUCAUCUGCAAUUUUGGCAGAAAUUGCAAUUGUUACUGCACCCAAAACAGAUCAGAAUCUACAGGAAAACCGAAUUGUACGGAUGUCAUCGACUGACCUUAGAAACACAUGGAAAAAUAUUUCUAAGCAGUACACCGAAGAAUACGAGUAUUGCAUUGAAAAUAUUUUACUUACAAACAAAGCUGAGAAAUUUGAUUAUGAAGGUCUGCACAAAGCUCUUGAGCAACUCUCAAAAUUUGAGAAAACUGCUAAUUCUAGAGUGAUCGAGUCUGGUGUACUAAAGGGUGUGAAUGCUGAAGAUGUUAAACGAGCAGGGGAACGUUUAGUUCUCCAAGAUGGCUGUUUGGAUUUCUUUCAAAGUGUUCUAAGAAAUGGAAAGUUAGAUGCAGAUGUUCAUUUGCUAUCCUACUGUUGGUGUGGUGAUCUAAUUCGUACCGUCUUUUCUUCAGGUGGUCUGGAUAUGCAGAAUAUUCAUGCAAACGAGCUAGUCUAUGAGGAAUCUAUAUCGACGGGCCAAAUUGUAAAAAAUGUGGAGUCCCCCAUAGAUAAAGUUGGAGUAUUUAAUGAUAUCUUAAAGAAAUGCAAUGAGAAGAACAAUUUGACGGUGUAUCUUGGGGAUUCAGUGGGUGAUCUGCUCUGUUUGCUUCAAGCUGACAUUGGGAUUGUCAUUGGAUCAAGUUCAAGCCUCAGAAGAUUGGGAACUCAUUUUGGCAUUUCUUUUGUUCCGCUAUUUGCUGGCUUGGUACAAAAACAAAAGGAAUGUUGUGAGGGUGAAAAUCUCGGUUGGAAGGGUCUCUCUGGAAUUCUUUACACAGUCACUAGUUGGGCUGAAAUACAUGCAUUUGUUUUGGGAUCUUUUGAUCAAUCUCAAAAUUCAUCAUCUCACUAGUUAUGAGACAAGUGAAGGAAUUGUUGUAUACUAUUUGUAGAACACAAAAAUAAACAUAAAAAUAAAAAAUAUAUACAAGUUGGCUGUUUUUGUGAUCGGCUGCAUAUGUUUUCCCCCUAUCGAGGAGUUGUUUUUAACUCCGAAGAUGUACAUGCCAUUCUUUAAGUGUAAUGAAAUGGGAAGUGUUUUAUGCAUGCAACUGUUGAGCCAAAAUUAGUUGUAUUGACAGGGAAUGGUGUUGGGUAAAAUCUUCAUGGUAUGGGAAUGGAGGCAAACCAGACAUGUUUUGGGAAUAUCUCCUUAUAUCAAUUUGUUGGCAUUUAUGAGUUUUUGUUAAAUUAUGAGCACAUUAAUUGUGAACUAGCAAAUGUCUAGUUGCUGCUUUUUUGUUGCAUAUUGUGAAAUGAAACAUAUGAAGGUAAUAAUACUGCUUGCUUUUCAUA